Molecule: messenger RNA, 924 nt
Organism: Cylicocyclus nassatus
Lineage: Eukaryota; Metazoa; Nematoda; Chromadorea; Rhabditida; Strongylidae
Source: the annotation of a GenBank genome assembly
AUGCUCUGCUUUGAUCCUGUCAUCAUCACUGUAUUUGUGCUUCUCUUCGAAAGCACACAUGCCGUAUUUUAUGCGACGAAGAUGGAUGCUGUGUCGACCACAGGAUUGCCGCGUCUGUCCGAAUUGAAUCAAAGAAUUUUUCAUGAAAACGGAUUUCAUGGUGAAGUGUUUGGAUUUGCAGCAAAGCGUGAGGAGGAAUGUGGGAUCGUGCUGCUAGUUUACGCUUGUCCAGCCACUGCUACCAUAGUGCUCGCUACACGUUUGAAGAAUACGCACUGUCAUGCAGUGGGUGAGACGAUACACACCCCUGUUGAAGUUCUAGAGCCGGUCACCGUGGUAGAGAUACCGAAAGGUCUUGACCCGAUAAUUUUUGAAACAUCAAAAAUGGCUGAACGUGUACGAAUGGCACAAAAGUACAAAGAUGUUUCGGAGAUCGGCCAUGCAGCUAAGGAAAGUUUUGAAAGACUCGAAGAGGACCGCACUGUGAGAUUUCUACCCCCAAAAAUAUUUGAAGAUGGGGCGCAAACUAGAGUUAAGAGAUGUGAUGCGCGUGGAGAAGAACCUAGUACAUCUUACGAUCACAUAGAAGAAGAUGCCCUAGAAAGAGAGAGGAUUGCGGUUGAUGUGAUGGAAGCUGAAUCCACACCGAAGUCCCAAGCUAUACAAAGUUUCGAGGCUAGUAAAGCAGCGAAGCAAGGUACUUCACGAACGGCUACGCCAAAAACAACAACGUCCACUUUCUACACGCGGUUUGGAGAUGAGGCUUUUGAAGGUGGACCAGUGGAAACAGUGUUCAAAACUGCGCCAAAUGUCGAACUUAUGUUUUCUGUUAUGAAAUGGAUGAUCAAGCACCGGAAUACUAUAAGGAGGAGUACAUUGUGCCAAAGAAACAAAAGAAAAGUGAACAUUGACUAUUACUCGUGA